CGACGAUGUGGUCGUGUAUUCGCACGUGGGAGGGGAGGUGGUGUACCUGCCGAAGAACGCCUUGCUGCCUGUGACGUUGAGAUCGCGCGAGUACGAGGUGUUCACCGUCGUCCCUCUCAAGCACCUGCCAAACGGUGUCGCCUUUGUGGUGAUCGACCUUCUCAGCAUGUUCAACUUUGGUGGCGCGGUGAGAGAGCUGAGAUUCGGUGGUGAGGAUGCCGACGUCGAGCUCAGAGUGUGGGGCUCGGGCACGGUCGGAGCUUAUUCCUCGACCAAGCCAACGUGUGUCGUCGUCGAUUCCAAGGCGGUUGGUUUCUCCUACGAUGGCACCUAUGGCCUCAUCACCUUCGAGCUCAACAUCCCCGACCAAGAAAUGUACUUGUGGACGGUUACAGUAGGGUACUGA
Messenger RNA from Zea mays, 406 nucleotides. RefSeq names its product probable galactinol--sucrose galactosyltransferase 1. The transcript has 2 exons. Bases 167 to 406 code for a protein of 79 amino acids. The record is from RefSeq and is a predicted model, not a curated record. Lineage: Eukaryota; Viridiplantae; Streptophyta; Magnoliopsida; Poales; Poaceae.